AUGAAAGGUGUGCAAGCGUACUAUGCGGAAGACUGGGAGGCAUGUGUGCACAGCCUUGAGGUUUCGAUGGAGGAGUUUUUCAUCGAAGAAGAGAAAUGUCGUCGAAUAUGUGAGGACAAACUCGACUGGGAGACCAUCGAAGGCAUCAAUCCUGAGAUCGCAAUUGUUCUUACAAGUGUGUACGUCUCGGUGCUACGAUGUAAAAACGCUUGUGCGGUGAAAUUAUCGAAGGUGAACGGUCACCAGAUCGGCGCUAUUCUGCCAUCCUACUUCGAAUACCUUCAUAUUUGUCAAUAUAAAUUGAACCGAGGGCGCGACACAUGUCAAUCGGUUGCAAACAGCAUUCUGCUGAAUCCAUCGAAUUCGAUUAUGCGACGGAAUCGUUUGUUCUAUUCGAAGAAGUACGAUAAAGAGGAUCUGUUCCAACCAUCUGAAGUAAAUCUAUCAAUUAGAUCCGUUCAAAAAAAUGGAAGUUCAUUCGACAACUCAUAA
Molecule: messenger RNA, 492 nt
Organism: Anisakis simplex (herring worm)
Lineage: Eukaryota; Metazoa; Nematoda; Chromadorea; Rhabditida; Anisakidae
Source: the annotation of a GenBank genome assembly